This is a messenger RNA of Dreissena polymorpha, 1234 nucleotides long. RefSeq lists its product as uncharacterized. Lineage: Eukaryota; Metazoa; Mollusca; Bivalvia; Myida; Dreissenidae. The record is from RefSeq and is a predicted model, not a curated record. The transcript has 2 exons. Bases 114 to 815 code for a protein of 233 amino acids.
UCGUAAGCGGAUGUGACCUGCUGAAUGAUAUAAAAAUACAGAUUCAAUUUGUAUUGGUUUGACUUGUAUUCAAACCUUAUUUAUCACAAAGUUAAAUAGUUUGUAAAGAAGACAUGAUGCGUUUCUUGUGUCUCGUUGCUUGCAUGAAACGACUCGAUGAAUUUGAAAAAGAAUUACGGUCGAGAACCCAGAACAUAAAAGAUAUGCUUGAUGACUUCGGAAAAUUGCAAACAAAAGUGAUGGGUGCAUUGGAUAACAUAACAUCCAGUGGAUCCACGUAUGUCAGAUGGGGACGCUCAACAUGUCCGACCGUAGACGGUGUCAGUCGCAUUUACGAAGGCUUUGCCGCUGGAACAGGUCAUCUUGUAAGUGGUGGAGGGGCAAACUAUAUAUGUCUCCCUAAGGUACCAGAAUUAGCAACUUCGGUCAUGACGGCACAGUAUACCAGCACAAUACAUGGUGCCGAGUAUCAAACGCAUUCUUCUACGUUGCAUUCCUCUAUAUUCGACCAGGAAGUUCCAUGCGCAGUUUGUCGGACGACCGUUUCAACAACCGUGAUGAUUCCUGGUCGCCUUGCUUGUUUUGAUGGAUGGAAGAUGCAAUACAGGGGGUUUCUUAUGGCAGAGCGAGACAUUCAUCCCAACAAUAAACAAUUUGUGUGCGUUGAUGAGAAUCCAGAGAUUGCUGAAGGAAGCAGCAAUGCAAAUGAAGAUGGAGGACUUUUUCACUUCCAGUUUCCGAAAUGUGGCUCUCUAAAAUGCCCGCCCUACACUGAGCGUUUCGCAAUGUCUUGCGUGGUGUGUUCUAAAGAGUAACAGUUGCGUAUAUACAUAUCUUUCGGCAAAUUACAUAUUCGUUAUUAAAUGUUUGUUCAAUUAAUUGAUAUUGUUCAUUUAAGAGUGUAGAUCGGUCUCAAUCGUUUAAAUAUUAGCCUCAAAUAUUAAAUGACAACAUAUGGUGCAAUGGAUAUGAAUAAUGUAUUGUUAAUGAGAUAUACUUUGUGAAUCAAGUAUUACCAAUUGAAGUUGUUUAUAUAACUUGUUUUGUUUGCAAUCUAUUACUAUGAUAAUUGAUAAUGUAUUUCUGAACAUCUUAUGUAACAUACUGAUAGAUCGGCUAGCAUGCUUCUAAUGGUGAAGUAUUUUGUGGAUUUCAUAUAUUUUUACCAGCUCGUGUACCUAUUGUUCAUAAAGCAUUACUAUAAUAAAAAACGAUAAUAAAAACAUCCAUCGAG